AGUCACUCCCUCACUUACCACAACUUGACUUAACCACUGCAUCAGUUUAGAAGAAUCCUGGUUGACGGGAGGAAGGAGUUCUGCAUGUCACCGUCACCGCGCUGCAAAAAUCCAAAAAAGAUCUCUCUGCGCGCUCGUUGGAGGAAGAUUUCCCCUCCACGGCGCGUCCCGCGGAGCCGCAGUGCGUCACAGCCUUUCUGCUCAUUUGACCUGAGAAGAGGUUUGCGUUUGUCCGCAUCUGCAGCGGACUUGUUUUGUUUUGGUGCGCGGCAAUGAUGGCCACUUACCAGAGCUCAGAGGAUGACGCAAUGGCCCUGAUGAUCCAUGACACCAACGCGAACAAGGAGAAGGAGCGACCCAAAGAGGAGCCGGUCCAGGACAAAGUCCCCGAGAAGCCAGACCCGUCCCAGAAACCGCCGUACUCUUAUGUGGCUCUCAUCGCCAUGGCGAUCAGAGAGAGUUCCGAGAAGCGCCUCACUCUGUCCGGUAUUUACCAGUAUAUCAUCAGCAAGUUCCCCUUCUAUGAGAAAAAUAAGAAAGGCUGGCAGAACAGCAUCAGGCACAACCUGAGCCUCAACGAGUGCUUCAUCAAGGUCCCGCGCGAGGGCGGCGGAGAGAGGAAAGGGAACUACUGGACUCUGGACCCGGCCUGUGAGGACAUGUUUGAGAAAGGGAACUACAGGCGGCGCCGCAGGAUGAAGCGGCCCUUCAGACCUCCACCAACGCACUUCCAGCCGGGGAAGUCCUUGUUCGGAGGCGACGGUUACGGCUACCUGUCCCCACCCAAGUACCUGCAGUCCAGCUUCAUGAACAACUCCUGGUCACUAGGCCAGCCGCCCACCCCGAUGUCCUACACGUCCUGUCAGAUGACCGGCGGCAACGUGAGUCCAGUCAACGUGAAGGGCCUGUCGCCCCCCUCCUCGUAUAACCCUUACUCCCGGGUGCAGAGCAUGGCGCUGCCCAGCAUGGUGAACUCUUACAACGGCAUGAGUCACCACCACCACCCCGCGCAUCCACACCAUGCCCAGCAGCUGAGCCCGGCCACCGCGGCGCCGCCGCCCGUCUCCUCCAGUAACGGAGCGGGCCUUCAGUUCGCCUGCUCCCGCCAGCCCGCGGAGCUGUCCAUGAUGCACUGCUCUUACUGGGAACACGAGACCAAACACUCGGCGUUACACACGCGGAUUGAUAUUUGAGGUUUACCAGACUGUCAGCGUCAAAAACUGAGGACUCAAAGAGCGAGAGUUAAAUUCCUGUGAUUUCAACACCGAUUUUGUUUUUAUUUUUGAUUUUUGAAGAGACUUUUGUGACGAGCUGGUCGGGUCCAGCUGACACGAGGAGGUUACAGUAUGCGCGAGGAGGUUUUACGAAAUGGAAACGGGAGGUAAAGGAGUCACCGGGACGCAUCAGGUAGCUCAACCUCUGGGAGCAAUUUCGUGUUACGCUUGGACUGAAGUUCAUAACUCGUAGUCUAAUGCAAUGUGCAUUCGAAAACAUAUAUAUAUAUAUAUAUAUAUAU
Molecule: messenger RNA, 1516 nt
Organism: Solea solea (common sole)
Lineage: Eukaryota; Metazoa; Chordata; Actinopteri; Pleuronectiformes; Soleidae
Gene: foxl2a
Product: forkhead box L2a
Exons: 1
Coding region: 273-1193 (306 amino acids)
Biological process (GO): anatomical structure morphogenesis; cell differentiation; regulation of transcription by RNA polymerase II
Molecular function (GO): DNA-binding transcription factor activity, RNA polymerase II-specific; RNA polymerase II cis-regulatory region sequence-specific DNA binding
Source: RefSeq, a predicted model, not a curated record